Messenger RNA from Medioppia subpectinata, 1668 nucleotides. Lineage: Eukaryota; Metazoa; Arthropoda; Arachnida; Sarcoptiformes; Oppiidae. The record is from the annotation of a GenBank genome assembly.
GACGGCCAGCGAUGGGUGUGUCCGAAGUGUACGGUCGAGAAUCACUCGGCCCUCACCUACUGUGAAGUGUGCGAAUUGCCCCGCAAUGUGCGGCUCAUUGACGUUACCGAUGCCGCCGCUGUGGCCGCCAUCGACACCACCGACUCGUCGGCCACUGCGAGCGCACAACUGAGUGGUUCCGUGAUAACCGCUUUCAUCUUCACUGAUGAGGAGACCACUUGUGGUCAAUACAUGCAACACAUGGAUGGCCACCGACUCGAGUUUAUCACCGCCUGUGCUGUCCGUCAAAGACAUGGCAUUCAUCGGCGGACAGUAUUGGCUGUCAUCCCAUUGGCCGGCGCUCUGGUCUGGUUUGAGUCCACACUUCAGUUCACUUAUAGACCACUGUUUUUAUUGAAAAAUCCCAAAACCACUAGUUUUGAAGCCAUGUCUAGUCUAACGAAGUGCACGACAUGUGAUCUGCCGGUGGAGUCGGACGGCGCGGCCGCCGAUCAUAAUUGUGUUGACGGUCUGAAGAAAGCGGCCGCCAAUUGGGAGGCGAUGUAUAAAAGCUCCGAAAUUGAGUGCAUUUUAUUGCGAAAAAAGUGCAAUGAGUUAAACGAAAUGUUGCAUUCGCUGCCGUUUACCGCACACAACGCGUCCGUCACAUACGGAACCCAUAGGAUAACUGUCGGCCAAAUAAGUGUUACCGAAGGGUUUGUCGAGUUUCACCUGAUAACGGAGCCGGAAGGGGCCGCCCAACCACUGGAUCAGCCCAUUAUCAUCGCAUACUCUUUGACUAAAAAGCUGUUGGUCUGUCCCGACCCGGCGCUGAUGGCCAUUUGUUUUAAAGAGUCGGCCAACGCUAUAACCACUAAACUGUUUGGUUUACAAACUGAUGAUAUGAAACAUGAGAAGUAUAUGGUUUUGGCAUUUGAUAGGCUUAUGCCUGAAUCGGUGGUCAACCGACUGAAGGAGUGCUACGCGAGGAUCACCAGUGGAUCCAUGUAUGAGAUCAUCGACAGACAAGCGGCCCAACAAAUCAAUCGAUAUCUGACCAGAGAUGAGAACAGAUCUCCCAAAGAAAUAUUUGGUGACGAUUUGUGCGAAGAGUUGUUGUCUUUCCUCACAUUUGAAGACCGAUUCCACCAAAUGUUUGCUAAUAUUUACCGCAAUUUACCACAACUUCUGGACCUGAAGAUCAAUGGAUUGAUAAUAACGGAUGAAGUGUUGAAUGCAUUGUCAAGACUGACACAAAUCCGUUGCAUUCAACUCAUGGGCACUAAUAAUAGCACACAAUUGGCUGUCAAUCGUCUCAUCACUAAUUGUCCCAAAGUCUUCCAAAAUAAUUAUCUUUUUUCGAUACCAAUGGUCACACUCUUGGCCACCAGUGCUGGCGAGAGAUUAACGUACACUGUGGUCGUGAACCGGAACCGUUUGACCAGAUGUGCGAUACAUAGCUUCACCUCCAUUAUGGCGAACCGGUUGCCGAUGCAAUUGCGGGGUCCGGUGCCGAACGGCAGGGUCAAAUUGAUUCGGGUUCGGGUAAUAGCGCUCCGAUCGGUGAAUGGCGUGCACCGGGAUCUCAACCAACUGUCCCUUGAAUAUGGGUAUAUCAGCGCCGGAACUGGUCUUCAGGACAACGGGUUGGCCGGCCUCGCGCUCCAGACGCGUGGCCACUGGGUAUAA